Thalassophryne amazonica is the source of this 3324-nucleotide messenger RNA. It is a transcript of the gene angpt4, whose product is annotated as angiopoietin 4. The record is from RefSeq and is a predicted model, not a curated record. Lineage: Eukaryota; Metazoa; Chordata; Actinopteri; Batrachoidiformes; Batrachoididae. Bases 685 to 2277 code for a protein of 530 amino acids. The transcript is spliced from 10 exons.
CUUGGUCAUUAGUUGUUUUCUCAGCCAGUCUCACAUAAGAAAGAGGGAAGAAGUGUUUCUCUUCAGCCUCUUUUGAAAUUGGAGCCACCAGAAAACGAUGGGACAAAAAACAAAAACAAAAACCCUGAUAAAUUCUUCUUUCAUUUUUGAACAUUUGAUGAUGGAGAUCUUCAUUCCACUUCUUGCCUUCUAAUGCUGUCAGUGCACCUUUACCUCCGGGCCAACUUCUCCUGGUAGGUCUGCUACAUCAGACACUGGAGGCAGUUUGAAGAGAAAUAUGCUUUUAAAAAUUACUCUGCAAGUCAAAAUUGGCAGUAUACUUAGAUCCAACUUUAAAGGGUAAGUGAAGGAGACGGAAAAAGAGAGUGGAGAUUAUGAGUCCUUCGCAGAUGAGGAGCAGAGGGGGAACUGUUUCAGUGUGAAAGUACCACACAACAGGUGCUGCUUUCUGAGCCUGGAUUCAAGAUAAACCUGAUCGUGACGUCUUUGACGUCACCAGAGGAACAUUGAUUCGGUGUAGACUCUCAAGAUUUCUGGACUGCCAGGAUGGCUAAGAGGCUCAUGUGUGCCUUGUGAGACAUCCUUUGUGCUGAUGUUUUGCUAAAGUGAAUUGGGGUCAAAGUGUGAACGUCGUCUCUUGACCCUCUCUGAACUGAGAGAAAACUCUUUGGCUGAGAUAAAAGGAUGGUCAUGAAUGGUUUAUUUCUCAGCCGGGGGCUGGCGGUGCUACUGCUGCUUGGUGCUUUCUCGGACAUCAUCAGCGAAGCCGGUGUUGGCAGCGCAGAGCGAGGAGCAGCUGGAAGAAGCCAGAGAAGAGGAGGAGGAGGUAGCAGCAGUGGCGGAGGUGCAGACAAAAGAAAAAAUGUCCACCGCGUCCAACAUGGCCAGUGCAGCUAUACCUUCAUCCUUCCAGAGAUGGACGGAUGCCGAAGUGGAGGACUCUCAUCACAGGUAGAACAUUAUGGCGCUCCUCGGAGUGAGGCGAUCGUUGUGCAGAGGGACUCACCACCUGUGGACAGGGAGUGGUCAGCUCACAAACUGCAACAGCUGGAGAGCACAAUGGAGAACAACACACAGUGGCUACAGAAGCUGGAGAACGUCGUUCAGAAGAGCAUGAGACCUGACGUGACUCGCAUGCAGUCCCACGCUGUUCACAACCAGACAGCUGCCAUGCUGGAAAUUGGAACAAGCCUCCUCAUGCACACGGCAGAGCAGACACGCAAACUCAAUGUGGUCGAAGCCAAGGUGCUGAACCACACGUCUCGGAUAGAGAUCCAGCUUCUGGAGAAUUCUCUGUCCACGAACAAACUGGAGAAAGAACUGUUACUGCAGACGUCUGAGAUCAGCCGGCUGCAAGCCAUGAACAGUCGUUUGGAGAGUAAAGUUCAGAUGUUGGAGUCUCAGCAAAGAGGAGAGCUGCAGAACAUGAGGGAGGAGAAGAACCGGCUGCAGUCUGUCAUCAGGACUCAGAUGUCAGCCAUCGAGUCUUUGGAGAGACAGCUGAGAGUCGCCAGCAGUAACAACACGGCUCUGCAGCGGCAGCAGGCUCACCUGAUGGAAUCCGUUCAAACCCUCAUCAACGUGGUGGCGAGCGCUGCAGGGUCUUCUCAUAGACGUCAGAAGUGGAAGGACUGUGCUGAUGCUUACAAAGCUGGACAGUCUGUCAGCGACCUGUAUUACAUCUACAUCGGCAACAGGACGGAGCCCGUGCAGGUUUACUGUGACAUGGAAACAGAUGGUGGAGGCUGGACGGUUUUCCAGCGGCGCUCUAAUGGCUCUGUGGAUUUCCAGAGGAGCUGGAGGGAAUACAAAAUGGGUUUCGGGGACGUGUUCGGAGAGCACUGGUUGGGUAAUGAAGUUUUAUACCUUCUGACCAAUCAGGUUCAGUACUCUUUAAGGGUGGACCUUACAGAUUGGGAUGGAAACUCAGCCCAUUCCCUGUAUGACCGCUUUACACUGGCCAGUGAAAUACAGCAGUACAGACUUUAUCUGAGAGGUUACAGCGGUACAGCGGGGAAACAGAGCAGCUUGGCCACCCAUGGGACUGGUUUCAGCACCCGAGACAAGGACAACGAUAACUGUGACCACUGCAAAUGUGCCCUGAUGCUUACUGGAGGUUGGUGGUUUGAUGCCUGUGGUUUCUCCAACCUGAAUGGUAUCUAUUACACCGUUGGUCACAACAUCAGGAAGCUCAACGGCAUCAAAUGGCACCACUUCAGAGGCCCCAGCUACUCCCUGCGCUUAACCUCCAUGAUGGUUCGACCCUAUGACUUCUGAAAACGCCCCUCUACCUUGACCCUACAACUUCUAACAACAACCCUUCAGUCAUUGUCCAUGUAAUGUUUCUCAAUCAUGUGACUUUUAGCAACCGCCAACAGCUGUGUUGGCACAACUCUCCAGCUCCAAACAACACCCACCUGAUUUAUGGUCCUCUGAUUUUUGGACAUCCUCAUGUUAAGAUGGAACUCUGAUGGAAAACAAGAGAAGUUUCUCCUAUGCUGCUUAUCACAUUGAAAACAUUGCUGAUGUUCUAUUUUUAGUACACAUCAUUGUCAUUAAAAAUUAUACAAAUGGCCUUGCUUUUGCUGUGGGGUCCAAAAUGGUUGAAAAGCUUGAUGGCAUGUAUUGCUUUGCAAAAAUGGGUGUUACCAUGUUUAUACAUAUCACAGAGAGAUUUGGGCUCUUUGGAAUGUUGAGAGGGUCUCUCCAGAAUCAACAUGUAAAUCAUUUUCUGGUUUCAUUAAUUCUGCUGCCUAAGGCUAUGACUCCAUCUUGUGGUGGUUGGAUUUAAGUACAUAUGAGUGGCAAUGGGCUACUACAAUGCCAUAGUGUUGGUUCAAUAUAUGACAAACGGACAACAUUUUAGGAGCUAACUUUGUUUCUUGAAGCACAUAUUGGUAUGGCAGCUAUUUCAACAGAUUUAACAGCCUUAGUUCACCUGAUCCGCAAAUAUGGUUGAGGUGGUGAAGCCCUAUUCAUGUCUGAGAACUCUGCAGCAUCUCCUGAAUUUAAAAUGGUUCCACUCAUUGACUUUGAAGUCCAGUUUUUAAUGAUGGUGAUGUUCUGUAAGUUCGAGUUCCUCUGUUCUAUCCUGAAGGUGUGGUUGACUUAUAAUGCUCCUGCUCCAAAGAAUCAUAAAGUAGACACACCAACAUCUGGUGAUGACUAGGAAUAUUUAAACUCAUCUUCAUUUGGUUCCAUCCUUAGCAGCAGAUCAUCUUAUACAACCCCUGGCAAAAAUUAUGGAAUCACCGGCCUCGGAGGAUGUUCAUUCAGUUGUUUAAUUUUGUAGAAAAAAAGCAGAUCACAGACAUGACACAAAAC